CAAGACACUCCCGAUGCAGCCCACUGGUGCGGCGCCCUCGUCCCGUCCCCCCAGCCCUGCCCUCUUCCAGCCCGCCGACCUCUUUGACCUGUCAUUGCCCAUCAGCAAGAUGGCCGCCAUGGCCAUGGCGACUGACGAGGCCAAACGAGCCGCUCUCCGCUCGCAGCUCGCCACCCGCACUCGGCAACAGGAGCUGCUGGGCCACACUGCGGAGACCGUCAACAGCACCCUGCUCAACGCCGUCGAGCAGCACAUCGAGAAGGCCCUCAAUCGUCUCGGCCUGGCGGACGUGUUGGCCUUUGACAUUGGCGGUGAUGUGGAGGCCGGCUUGAAGGCGGUCUAUGUGCUGGAGCGGGGCAGUGGCGAGGAGUGGCGGGUGAUGGGGCGGUUCCUUCGGAUGGCCUUCAUCUACCGGCUCACCCCCAACACGACGCGGCCUCUCCGUCUGUCGGCCGACUCGCUGCCCACAGGAACGGCCUUCCACCAGCUGCCCCUCACCAUGGCCAUCUACAAGAUCAUCGGACAGCAGCUCACAUACGCAGGGACCAGCCUGGUGCUGCAGCAGGCCGACAAUGGGGCCUAUCGAAUCGGCAAUCAGUUCUUUCGUGUGGUGUCAUUGGGUGAGCUGCCGAUGGGCUAUCGCUAUGCUGAGGGCUACAAGCGGACCGACCUCGCCAUCCGACGGGGCGUCAGGCUCUUUCCCUCAUUCUCGGCAUUCCUGCUGGGCAGGGUGCUCCGCUGGUGGUCGGAUGAAGAUGGAGUGGGCGACAAGACGGUUCUCGCUGCUCACGUCUACCGUGGCGACCCUCGCUAUGGCCGCCUGCUGACCGACACCAUCACGGAGGAUUUGGGCAUCGCUAUCGAUUAUCGCGAUGACCGGGGCGAUCUGAAUGAUGCUCAUCCGAUUGACUGCCGUUUUGUGAUUGUCAGCGGCUUCCGAUGCAACAAGACCGUGGCUGUUAAUCUGAGAGUGGGGUUGGCCGAAAUCGUGCUGCGGACGACCGAGGCUUCUGUUGCUGAUCGAUCUCGGUCACUCGCUGUCCGCUUCCCCAUUUCGGAGCCUCUGUAGCGCCGUCUGCUGCGGCGAUUCGAGUUGGAGACCGACGUCAUCGACGGGGGGACGGUGGUGGGGUGAGCAGUGCUGCUUGGCGAGUGGCGUCGUGUAGCCGUACGCCGGUGGGGCAGUGUGUGAGUAGUGGAGGGAGACUGAGUGCAUCUGAAUGGCGGACGUGAC
Molecule: messenger RNA, 1234 nt
Organism: Vitrella brassicaformis
Lineage: Eukaryota; Vitrellaceae
Source: the annotation of a GenBank genome assembly